CAAACUUCCCGAGACUGACCUGCUCGAGUCGGAUGGCUGACUUCCAAUUGACCUCCAAUCUUCAACUUCCGUUGCUCCCUCUGCCUUCUUUGCCGGCCGAUCUUGCCCUGGCAUCCAGCAUUUAGGUUGAUGGGGAAGGGUUGACCAAGGGCACCGAACAUCCGUAUCCUCAACUGCUUGCGAUCCACAAAUGCAGUGCUAUACCGAACUACUGCCUCCCACCGGGGUCACUCAUUCACUGGCAAUCCCCUUCGUGCGCGCGACAGCCAACAACCUGGUGGUUGCGAGGACCUCCCUGCUCCAAAUAUUUUCUUUGGUCAAAGUCACACCAGGACCGGGAACCGCCCAAGACCAGGCAGCAUCCAAGCUGGUACUGGAAGGAGAAUACCCUCUUCCUGGGAUAAUAACCGACCUUUGCCGGGUCAAAGUUCUAAAUACAAAGAGCGGGGGAGAAGCUGUCUUGAUUGCUUUCCGAAACGCCAAACUUAGCUUGAUUGAAUGGGACCCAGAGCGUCAUGGCAUUUCGACCAUUUCCAUCCACUAUUAUGAGCGAGAUGAUUUGACCCGUAGUCCUUGGAUACCCGAUUUAAGCAGUUGUGCCAGCAUUCUUAGUGUGGAUCCGAGCAGCAGAUGCGCAGUCUUCAACUUUGGCGUUAAGAAUAUCGCCAUCCUUCCUUUCCACCAGGCAGGGGACGACCUGGUGAUGGACGAUUACAACUCCGACUUCGAGGAGAAUCGAUCAGAUGGCACUGGCCCCGGAGUGGGGGUUUCCCACGGGACAGCACAGAAUGAGGCGGCUCAUCAGACCCCGUAUGCGUCUUCCUUCGUCCUUCCUUUAACUGCACUAGAUCCCUCGAUACUACACCCGAUAAGCCUUGCGUUUCUAUAUGAAUAUAGGGAGCCAACCUUUGGUAUUUUGUAUUCACAGGUUUCAACAUCAAAUGCACUUCUUUCCGAAAGAAAAGAUGUUGUUUUCUACACCGUGUUUACGCUAGAUUUGGAACAGCGAGCUUCCACUACACUGCUCUCGGUGUCCAAACUGCCCAGUGACUUGUUCAAAGUGAUGCCCCUUCCACCCCCUGUCGGAGGUGCUUUGCUUAUCGGCUCCAACGAACUCGUUCAUGUCGACCAGGCAGGAAAAACCAAUGCAGUGGGGGUGAACGAAUUUUCAAAGCAGGCUUCAGCGUUUGCCAUGACGGACCAAUCGGACCUGGCACUUCGGCUUGAAGGCGGCGCCGUUGAACGCCUUGAUGAAAGCAAUGGUGAUUUGGUUUUGGCUCUUUCUGACGGAGCUAUGGCACUCAUUAAAUUCAAGCUUGAUGGAAGGUCGGUGUCUGGUAUCUCGGUCCACCUAGUACCUACACAUGCCGGUGGCGAUAUCAUGAAAUCUGCUGCUUCAUCAGCAUCUUUUCUUGGUAAUAGAAGAAUCUUUUUGGGCAGUCAGGAUACGGACUCGGUGCUACUUAGCUGGAACUAUUCGUCUUCGGGUAUUAAGAGGACGCGAUCCGAGGCUAGGUAUCUCGAUGAAAACUCUGGAGACCUAUCAGAGGAAGAUCAACUUGAAGAUGAUGCCUACGAGGAUGAUCUCUAUUCUACCGUCCAGGACGCGCCGACGGACGGUCGUCUCUCUUCUACUGAUGCAUCUAUGUUUGGACACUGCAAUUUUCAAAUCCAUGACAGGCUUUUCAAUAUCGGGCCGCUGCAUGAUGUUACCCUGGGUCAAUCUCCUUUGAAUAGUAAAGAGGAAAACGAACAAUGUGCAGAGAAACCUCCGCCCACACUGCAGCUCGUAUCAUCGCAGGGGUCAGACAGGAGUGGCGGCGUGGUGGUGAUGAAGCGUGAAAUUGAACCAUUGGUUCUCGCCUCUCAAACGAUUGAUUCUGCCGCCUGCGUCUGGACUGCAUCUGUUAUCGACAAAGGGAAUUUAUCCGACGGAGGUGGACAAGCGGAUUGGCGACACUAUGCUAUCUUCUCCAAACGCACUGUGGCCGAAAAAGAGGAAUCAGUCAUAUUUCGGGUGGAAGGACAGGAAUUUAAGCCCUUUAAAGCGCCUGAGUUCAAUCCCAAUGGUGAUUCCACCGUUCAAAUCGAGACGCUAAGAAGCAAAAACCGCGUGGUUCAAGUCCUUCAAAACGAAGUCCGGAGUUACGACAUUGACCUGGGGUUGGCUCAGAUCUAUCCCGUGUGGGAUGAGGACACCAGUGAAGAGCGCAUAGCUGUGAGCGCCAGCCUCGUGGGUUCUUAUCUUGCGAUCCUUCGAGACGACUCUACAUUACUACUUCUCCAGGCAGAUGAUAGUGGAGAUCUCGACGAGGUUUCGCUGGAUGAAGGUCCGGCUGGCUUGGGUUCGAAAUGGUUGUCUUGCUGUUUGUAUUGUGAUAAAGACGGGGUGUUUGAGGUAGCACGCCCAGCCCUAGAUGGGCCACCCAAGGGCGAGAUCUUUUUGUUUCUGCUCAGUUUGGAUUGUCGAUUAUAUAUCUACCGACUUUCCGAUCAGGCGUUAGUGUCGCUUAUGGAAGGCGUCGAUUGCUUAUCUCCAACGCUGUCGAACGAGCCACCAAAGCGGUCGACUACGCGGGAGGCUCUGGCUGAGAUUGUCGUUGCAGAUCUUGGAGAUGAGUGGCACACUAGUCCUUACCUACUGAUCCGAACUGUCAAUAACGACAUUUCGGUUUAUAAGCCUUUUUCAAGCCUGGCUGAAACAGGGGGAUCUUCGACUUUGAAACUUUUGAGAGAAACAAAUCAUGUCUUACCAAAACCCUCAUCUACCGUUGGCACGGUUGAUUCCGGUGAUCCACACCAGAAGAUGCUGUUGCGAAUGCUCCCCAAUAUCUCGGGAUUUAGUGCUGUAUUCGUGCCUGGAUCCUCGGCCGGCCUUAUGCUCAAGACAUCGGCAAGCCGACCGCAUUUCAUACCUCUGGGGGGUGAUUCAACACGGUCUUUAGGUAUCCUCAGUAAAGCUGGAGGUGCCAGUAUGGGUUUCAUCACGCUGGACUCAAAGAAUAUUGCGCGGCUGUGCCAGUUGCCCCGUGAUACAAACUUCGAUCAUCCAUGGACGCUGCGGAAGAUAUCCAUAGGCGAGCAGGUUGACCACUUAACUUACUCUACCUCCUCUGGGACGUACGUUCUAGGGAGCUGCCACAAGACGAGCUUCAAACUACCUAUGGAUGACGAACUACAUCCUGAAUGGCGCAACGAAGUGGUAUCCUUGCCCCCCGAAGUGCAUCAGAGCUCGCUACGGCUCCUAUGCCCCAGGACGUGGUCCAUCAUUGACAGCUACACGUUAGGUCCGGCCGAGCAUGUGACCGCGAUGAAAAAUUUGAGCCUGGAGAUAUCCGAAAAUACGCAUGAACGUAAGGAUUUGGUUGUGGUUGGGACCGCAUAUGCACGAGGCGAGGAUAUAGCGUCCCGGGGCUGCAUCUAUGUCUUUGAGGUGAUUAGAGUGGUCCCCGACCCUCAGAAGCCAGAGACCGAUCGUAAGUUGAAACUCAUUGGCAAGGAGUUAGUCAAAGGAGCAGUAACUGCGCUAUCGGAGAUUGGUGGCCAGGGAUUUUUGGUCGUCGCCCAAGGACAGAAGUGUAUGGUCCGAGGCCUCAAGGAGGAUGGCAGCCUCCUACCCGUAGCAUUCAUGGAUGUGCAAUGCUACGUUAGUGUCGUGAAAGAACUCAAAGGUACCGGAAUGUGUAUAAUCGGAGACGCCGUCAAAGGGCUUUGGUUCGCAGGAUACUCGGAGGAACCGUACAAGAUGAGCCUCUUCGCGAAGGACCUGGACUAUCGUGAAGUCAUGGCAGCGGAUUUUCUCCCCGAUGGCAACCGAUUAUUUAUUCUAUUCACCGACAGUGAUUGCAAUCUCCACGUGUUGCAAUAUGAUCCCGAAGAUCCCAAAUCAUCGAAUGGGGAUAAACUUCUCAACCGGAGCAAAUUCCAUGUGGGCAGCUUCGUGUCGACAUUGACUCUAUUACCGCGCACUAUGGUCUCCUCCGAGCGAGUCAGCCCCAGCUCGGAUGAAAUGGACCUCGACACUCAAGUGUCACGCCAUCAGGUACUUGUGACCGCCGAAAACGGCUCGGUCGGCCUGGUGACCUGCGUUUCCGAAGAGUCAUAUCGUCGUUUAUCCGCUCUUCAAUCCCAGUUGACAAAUGCUUUAGAACAUCCCUGCGGGCUGAAUCCUCGGGCUUUCCGGGCCGUUGAAAGCGAUGGCAGCGUAGGGAGAGGCAUGCUAGAUGGUGCCCUCCUCAGUCGAUGGCUGGAUUUGAGCACAACGCGCCGAAGUGAAUUAGCCAGUCGGGUUGGGGCGAAUCAAUGGGAAAUCAAGGCAGAUCUUGAGGCCAUUGGCGGCGCGGGGCUUGGGUUUCUGUAAUGACUAGAAAUAAAUUGUUGGCGGAGGAUACCUUUGAAUGGUUUAUGAUAUAGCAAACCCUUUUUUUUUUUUCAAGCCUGUGCGCGACAGACAUGUGUAGAAAAAAUGAAUUUGGGACUGUAAAU
Messenger RNA from Aspergillus steynii IBT 23096, 4485 nucleotides. Its product is annotated as cleavage/polyadenylation factor CFT1. Gene Ontology annotation, cellular component: nucleus; mRNA cleavage and polyadenylation specificity factor complex. The transcript has 9 exons. Gene Ontology annotation, molecular function: protein binding; nucleic acid binding. The record is from RefSeq and is a predicted model, not a curated record. Bases 191 to 4360 code for a protein of 1389 amino acids. Lineage: Eukaryota; Fungi; Ascomycota; Eurotiomycetes; Eurotiales; Aspergillaceae.